UCCCCUCUAUAUCAUGUGAUUCAGGUAUUCCAAUCCCCUCCAUAUCAUGUGAUUCAGGUAUUCCAAUCCCCUCCGUAUCAUGUGAUUCAGGUGUUCCAAUCCCCUCCUAUAUCAUGUGAUUCAGGUAUUCCAAUCCCCUCCGUAUCAUGUGAUUCAGGUAUUCCAAUCCCCUCCGUAUCAUGUGAUUCAGGUGUUCCAAUCCCCUCCGUAUCAUGUGAUUCAGGUGUUCCAAUCCCCUCCGUAUCAUGUGAUUCAGGUGUUCCAAUCCCCUCCGUAUCAUGUGAUUCAGGUGUUCCAAUCCCCUCCGUAUCAUGUGAUUCAGGUGUUCCAAUCCCCUCCAUAUCAUGUGAUUCAGGUGUUCCAAUCCCCUCCAUAUCAUGUGAUUCAGGUGUUCCAAUCCCCUCCGUAUCAUGUGAUUCAGGUGUUCCAAUCCCCUCCGUAUCAUGUGAUUCAGGUGUUCCAAUCCCCUCCGUAUCAUGUGAUUCAGGUGUUCCAAUCCCCUCCAUAUCAUGUGAUUCAGGUGUUCCAAUCCCCUCCGUAUCAUGUGAUUCAGGUGUUCCAAUCCCCUCCAUAUCAUGUGAUUCAGGUGUUCCAAUCCCCUCCCAAUCAUGUGAUUCAGGUGUUCCAAUCCCCUCCAUAUCAUGUGAUUCAGGUGCUUCAAUCCCCUCCCAAUCAACUGCAUCCAAGCCUUCCAUCACCAAGUGCAAUGCAAAGCGUCAGAUGCUGUGGUGUAAAGCACGCUGCCAC
Messenger RNA from Staurois parvus, 747 nucleotides. The record is from the annotation of a GenBank genome assembly. Lineage: Eukaryota; Metazoa; Chordata; Amphibia; Anura; Ranidae.